Messenger RNA from Hydatigera taeniaeformis, 489 nucleotides. NCBI's taxonomy places the organism in Eukaryota, Metazoa, Platyhelminthes, Cestoda, Cyclophyllidea, Taeniidae. The record is from the annotation of a GenBank genome assembly.
AUGCGAGGAGUGGAUUCGCGACCAAAUAUGCGGAUGGAAUGUCCGUCCUGCUUCAAAUGCUUCGAAUUGUGUGUGGCUCUGCCUCCAACCCUACCGCACAGUGUAAAAGCGAUGGAGUUGGUUGGUGUUGCCACGGAUUGUCCUCCGGCUGGACGCGAGUCGCACCGCUUGGACAUUAUCCCACGUUUCGAACAUUCGUGGCAUGUGUGGGAUGUGGCGUUGCAGCGGUGGUGGGAAGAGCAGUUGCCUGUAAGCGGUCGGUGUGGAUGUCUCAUCACUCGAUUCACAGUCUACAACUCAACAGUGCGUAAUGAUGUGCUAUGCAGGGUUUCGCCUGAAUGCAAGGCAGCUGCCGCAGUUGUACGCAAUGUCUCCACAAUAGGAAACCCGAGGCGUGGCGUUGAAAAUCGUGCCUGCACAGCCUCCUUGGCAUUUUGUGAUUUGAUCCACAAUGCGCCUUCAACUAUAGGGCUAUGCGGCGCAGAAUAA